AUGUCGAGGCUCCUGGAACCGCUUGCUGUGGGGAGAGUUAUAGGAGAGGUGGUAGAUAACUUCACUCCAAGCGUGAAAAUGAACAUUACUUACAAUGGGAACAAGCAAGUGUGCAACGGGCACGAGCUCAUGCCUGCUGUCAUUGUUGCUAAACCUCGGGUGGAGGUUGGUGGCCAAGACAUGCGUGAUGCUUUUACCCUCAUCAUGACCGACCCCGAUGUUCCUGGCCCUAGUGAUCCAUAUUUGAGGGAACAUCUUCAUUGGAUUGUUACCGACAUUCCUGGAACCACUGACACCUCUUUUGGUAAAGAAAUCGCGAGCUACGAGACCCCUAAGCCAGUCAUCGGCAUCCAUCGCUAUGUGUUUAUCCUGUACAAGCAGAAGGCACGCCAGGCGGUGAAGCCACCAGCUACUAGAGACCAAUUCAAUACCAGAAGCUUCGCUGAAGAGAAUGGGUUGGGAUCACCCGUGGCUGCUCUCUACUUCAACGCCCAAAGAGAAACAGCAGCAAGAAGAAGAUGA
Messenger RNA from Coffea eugenioides, 522 nucleotides. Its product is annotated as CEN-like protein 1. The coding region runs from base 1 to 522 and encodes 173 amino acids. The record is from RefSeq and is a predicted model, not a curated record. Lineage: Eukaryota; Viridiplantae; Streptophyta; Magnoliopsida; Gentianales; Rubiaceae. The transcript has 4 exons. Gene Ontology annotation, biological process: vegetative to reproductive phase transition of meristem; flower development.